AUGAAGAAGACGUACGUGGAGUGUGAUGAGAACCAACAGUUUUUAUCUAUCAUAGAUAAUGGAAUUGUAAGGAUUAAAAAGUUCCCGCCCGGGUAUGGAUUUUUCCCCACAGAAGAAGAACUCAUUGUGAAGUAUCUGAUGAAGAAGGUCAAGAAUGAACCACUGCCACCAAAUCUGAUCAUACCAGAGGUUGAUAUAUAUCAAUACGAUCCUGCAAUUCUAUGUGAAAACUACAAAGGCAUGGAUGAGAAAGCAUGGUAUUUCUUCUCACCAAGAGAAAGAAAAUACCUGACUUGGUCAAGGGCAAAGAGAUCCACAAAUGAGGGCUAUUGGAAAAAUUAUGGCGUUAGUAACAAGUCAAUCUAUUCAAAGAAGAGAAUUGUGGGAAAAUGGAGGAUCUUAACAUAUUUCCAAGGAAAGAGUCCCACUGGAACAAAGACGACCUGGAACAUGAAAGAAUAUUCACUUGUUGACUUGCCUCAUCAAAGAACGAUCAGUAACACUAAUAUGAAGUUACGUGACUUUGUCUUGUGCAAGAUUUACAAGAGAGUUCCUCAUCGUCGUCAUGUUCUGAAGAACCAGAAUGAAGAAAUAAAAAUAACAUACGAUGAAAAGCUUCUUAUGCAUCAAGAAGAACUUUAUCAGGAUUAUUAUAAUAAUAACCAUUUGGUUUCUGCAUUAAUGCCUACGCCUCAAGAUCAUGAUGAUGAUGAUGACUAUUUUUCUUUUCUGGAUGGCUAUCCUUUAGAGGUUUUGCAAGAAAUGGCUAGCGAACUGGAGGACUUGGAGGUUCUUCGUGGAAGACCUAUUUUGCUCUCUGAACUUCGUCUUGGUCCAUGUGAUGGUACCCUAUUUGUGAAGGUGGACCGCAUAAUCACAAGGACCUAUGUUAAAUUCACACAGAGAAGGAGGAGGCCUAUCAUUGAAGCAGUUUCUAUCGACCUUAUACUAUUUGACUAUUAG
This is a messenger RNA of Neltuma alba, 963 nucleotides long. RefSeq names its product NAC domain-containing protein 2-like. The transcript is spliced from 5 exons. The coding region runs from base 1 to 963 and encodes 320 amino acids. The record is from RefSeq and is a predicted model, not a curated record. Gene Ontology annotation, molecular function: DNA binding. Gene Ontology annotation, biological process: regulation of DNA-templated transcription. Lineage: Eukaryota; Viridiplantae; Streptophyta; Magnoliopsida; Fabales; Fabaceae.